CCCAUUUAUAUAUCUACUAGAACUAGACCACUAUAACCCCUGUUCCCUGAUAUGAUACGAAGCUCCAGGGUUUUAUCUAGCAGAGACGCCAUUACGGCCAUGAAAAAUGGGUUUCACUCAGCCCAGCUUUUAAAAACAACUCCUCAGGGUGUUCCCAAAGUGAAACUGAGCAGUGAAGAAUUCGCGUUCAAAUUACUUGAUAGAAGAUGGGCAUUGCCCAGCCCUGAUACUAAAAUUCACCAAAUAAUGCUUUCUCAAGCACGAGUAAGAGAUAGAGGUGGACCAUUUGGUAAUAGAUCCAUGUUAAACAAUACUCAACCGUCCUUUGUUGAUGACAUGGUCGCAAAGAAUGAUCAAAGCCCAUCCUUCUAUAUUGUGAGGGAUGAUUUGUUGCAUCCAUUUGUAAAUGGAAAUAAAGCUAGAAAAUUGGAUGGACUGCUUCCUAUAAUUGAAGAUCAUUCAGUGACUGAUGUGGUUACUUGUGGAGGUUGUCAAAGUGCACAUGCAGCAGCUGUUGCUGUCUCGUGUGCAGAGAGAGGACUUAAGUCACAUUUGCUUCUACGAGGGGAGCAGCCUGAAAUUCUGACAGGCUAUAACCUGAUUUCAACAAUGUAUGGGAAUGUCACAUAUGUUCCUAGAUCUCUAUAUGCCAAUAGGGAAAAAAUGCUGCAAACCCAUGCUAAUAAUUUGGUGUCAAGCAAUAGUGGUCAUGUUGCAUGGUUCAAUGAUAUUUUUGAAUCUUCCUUUACAACUCAGACGUCUAGUUCUUUUGUGCAAAUGGAUGCAAAUAGAAGUGCUGAAAACUCUCCAAGAAAGGUUGCAAUUCUCAAUGAAGGUGCAGGGGAUGCUGCAGCAUUACUAGGUGUCAUUCGCCUUGUGUGGUACUUAUCCCAAAAUCAUCUACUUGGAAAAGAGAGGGCCAUGAGAUUUGUUGUAGAUGCUGGUACUGGGACAACUGCUGUUGGUUUAGGACUUGGAGCCCUAUGUUUCGGGCUCCCUUGGGAGGUAACUGCUAUAAUGCUGGCUGAUACCGUUGAUGGGUACAAACAACAGGAGAGACGCUUGGUUUCUGAUUUCAAGAGGUGUUUUGGUUUUCAUCUUAUUGACCACGGCUUAAAUGAAGUAGAUCAUGGAAUAGUGAAGUGGGUAGAACGUUGCCAUCCAAGAAAGUUUGGCAAUGUGUUGGACGGGGAAGUAGAAGCAUGCCAACAAAUUGCACAGCAAACUGGUAUUCUGGUGGAUCCCAUGUAUACUUUAGCUGCAUGGGAAAUGGCAGCACUUCUUAGUGAAAAGGAGGCAAAAGAGGCUGUAAAAGUGGUUAUGCUCCAUACUGGGGGCACGCUGGGCAUUUUUGGAUUAGCACAGAGGUACAGACCUUACUUCCAUACACUCAAGGAUGGAUUGUCGGUUUAAAAGAAGAUAGCAAACAAUUAAUUUUAUACACUACAACCCUAGGCAUAUUAUUUUCUACAUUUAAACUUUCCAUUGCUCUCUGAUAAGUGUGAUAAAAAAAAAAUGUUAUUAUUAUGUAGUGUACUUCCACUGUUGUUUGACUGAGUGUGUGUGUGUCAGUGUAUCACAUUAGUUUGCUGCCCAUUCUUGACAUUUCUGUUUAUUUGCUUUGUUUAAUGUAAAAUCAGUGCAUUCCUCUAGA
Molecule: messenger RNA, 1654 nt
Organism: Quercus robur (English oak)
Lineage: Eukaryota; Viridiplantae; Streptophyta; Magnoliopsida; Fagales; Fagaceae
Product: D-cysteine desulfhydrase 2, mitochondrial
Exons: 7
Coding region: 52-1413 (453 amino acids)
Molecular function (GO): D-cysteine desulfhydrase activity
Source: RefSeq, a predicted model, not a curated record